CGUAAAAAAAAUGUAUCGCGAUUAUCUCCGAGCGCAUCACUGGAAGUGCGCGAGAAACGAAAAAGCGAGUCCGGCACGCACGCGUUAUCUUAUUUGCGCUUCUCCGGCGGCCGGACAGCUACUUAUAUAUACUUGCUUAUGCGCGGCGAGAUUACCUAUAGUCCUAUACACAUCUCGGAAAACGUGCCUGGCGUCAACAAGAUGGCCGGAAAGAACGAGCAAGACUUCAAUCGCAGCGGUCUGACCGUUUCUCAGAAUCGGGCGUGGUACACGGGACAGCGAGCUCAGAGGAUACCGAACGGACUCGUGGGCCUGGUGGGAAUCGAGUGCAUGGGACUCGAUCUGUCCUACAACGAGCUGACCUCGGUUUCGGCGCUCAAGGAUUACCCGUACCUCCAGGAACUCGUUCUUGAUAAUAACGAGCUGAAAGACCUGCGAACCCUAGCCGAGAUGCCGUUGCUGACGACUCUCAGCGUCAAUAAUAACAAGAUAGGAGACAUCGACGCAGCCCUGGAACGGAUAAGACAGUGCUGUCCGCGGCUCGUGUACGUCAGUUUACUGGGUAAUCCAGGAUGUCCGGAUCAGCUGACACAACCGCAGGCCAACGACGAUGACGAUUACGAGCGAUACCGGCUCUACGCCAUAUAUCUACUUCCGGAUACCUUGAGGUUCCUCGACUCCAGGCCCAUCACAAGACAGGAGAGACUACAGGCCAAGAGUCGUGGCAGGUUCCUUAAAACCAUCAGGUUUGACAGUAAGGACGAGAAGGAGGUGGUAUCCACCAAGUCGUCGUCGGGUAGUACAGAGUUGUUCGACGAGGUGGACUUUCACGUUAAUUACACUCCGUUGCCGGUAACUGUUAGAAGUCCACAGGAUCACAAAGUUGCCUACGGAAAAUGCAGGUAUCGUUAUUCUGGAAAGAACUCCGAGGGAAAUCGUUUCAUAUCGAACAACGACCUGUGAGGCAUAUCGAUGAUCGCGAUUGCUGUGCGAGAGACAAAAAUAAGGCCAUUUCUAACGUGUCAAGAAAUAGGAAUGCAUAUACGACAAAAGGACGACAAUUGCACUCGAGCUCACCCGCUACACCUGUUCGAGGAAAUAUAGAUUGCAUUUGGUCCUUUGUAACACAGUUUUCUCAUCGUGCUAACGAGCCAAGUUUGCACGUGUGACAACAAAUCAUGUAAUGUAAAUACUAUAAGAACUUAUAUGUAUGCAUACAUAUUGCACAUACGCGCACAGAUCACGUACGAACCGUUUCGAGAAAUUCAUCUUGGAGGCAGUAUCAUUAGCCCGAACUGAUCACCCUGUUGUUUUCAUGUAUAUUUUUUUUUUUUAUAUCAUGUAUAAUUGAUUUUUAUUAUCAACUUAUAGGUAUACGCUAAUUAAAAUCCUAGUAUUUUAUCAAGUUGAUCAAGUUGAGUCUUCUUAAAGAAGAAACGUCGCUUAAGUACUAUGCAUCUGUCUAAGUACAUCAGCCUUACGCCUCUUCGAAUCGCGCGCGAAGAAACAUUUAUUUUUAUUACUCACUCUUUUGCUACUCUUUAAUACUCUAAUACCGAACUUGAUAGUUUAAUUCUUCCUCCGUAUACGCAAUCAAUUCUUUCGCAAUCGUAAAUUUGUAUAUUUAUAUAUAACAUAUAGUUUUCUGAAUUAUACAUAUAUAUAUAUAGGUUUAUCAAAUCGAUAAUCUAACGUAUUUAAUCGCUCAAACACACCGAUCACCAUUAACAUUGGCUGACGUGAAGUUGCUUCGUGAAAUGCUACCUUACGCCGGUUUUACAAAAAUUGGAAGCAUGUUGUUCUCGCCGUGAGAGAAAACUGUUCGCAGAUUACGACUUAACAGUGAUCGUAUUUCGUUUUUUACAAAGUACUUUUGGCCACGAAGAAUGUAUAUAAACGAGAUGGGUGAUUUUUGUGUUAAGAAACAUUAAAAGCAUAAAAGUGCGGCUAUUUGGCAUUUGGCUUUUCCCCGUACAUGUGUAUGCAUUUGUGUCUAUAUAAAAGAAGCCAAUUUUUGUAAAAUAUUAUAAGAAAUACAAAAUAGCUUGUAAGUUAAGUGUAAAUAUUUUUGAAUAAAUAUCGAAAUAAAAGUUUAUUCUUCUUUAA
This is a messenger RNA of Nasonia vitripennis (jewel wasp), 2106 nucleotides long. RefSeq names its product leucine-rich melanocyte differentiation-associated protein. The record is from RefSeq and is a predicted model, not a curated record. The transcript has 5 exons. NCBI's taxonomy places the organism in Eukaryota, Metazoa, Arthropoda, Insecta, Hymenoptera, Pteromalidae. Gene Ontology annotation, molecular function: protein binding. The coding region runs from base 139 to 963 and encodes 274 amino acids. Gene Ontology annotation, biological process: melanocyte differentiation.